UCGUAAGAAAGUGUCGAUUGUCGAGUGAUGGAAUACUUUACUCCAUGCAUGCCACAGGAAGAAUAAGGACAAUUUACAAGUGGAUACAACAAGAUUACCAUUAUUGUUGUUUUUGACUUUUAAUAUCUCUUCGCGUAAAACGGGUCAUUUGUUUGGAGCUUCAAUUCACUAUAAAUCGCUUUCCAGCACCAGCUUUUCUUGAGAAGCUACCAGCCACCAUGGUGGUAGUGCAAAGCUACUGUGAGGCCAGCGCUUCCAUCUCCGAAGCCUGGCUGGAGGGCGGCAUCUCGCCCUGCUUCUACUUCACCCUGGUGCCCACCGUCCUGCUUACCCUCUCCUUCUUCUUCGGCGCCUUCCACUGCGUCUGCUACCGCCGCUACGGCACCGAGAUGGAGCCCAAGUUCGUGCCGCGCUCGCGCCUCUACGGCCUCCAACUGGCAGUCUCCCUACUCCUCCUGCUGCAGUUCCUAGGGGGGCUGGUGUGGAGGGCAGCCGGAGGAGGGGAGCUCCCCGGCUAUGUGGUGCUGUACGGCUGCCUGUCCAUGCUGGGCUGGGUCUGGGCAGUGGCCCUGCUAAGGCUGGAGAGGAGGAGGGUGCUGGUGAGGGACCGGACACAGGGCCACAGCACGGUGCUGCUGCUCUUCUGGGCUGUGGCAUUUUCAGCGGAGAACCUGGCCUUCGUCUCCUGGGCCAGCCCCUACUGGUGGUGGGGCCUGGAGAACACACAGCAGCAGGUGGAAUUUUCUCUGUGGUUGAUGCGCUACAUCGGCACAGGAACACUCUUCUUCCUGGGCCUGAAGGCUCCGGGAUUACCACGGAGACCGUACAUGCUCCUGAUCAACGAGGACGAACGUGACGUGGAGGGCGGCACUGGCCAGCCCCUGUUGGAUGGGGCAGAGGAAUCCCAGUCUACCUGGCAGGACUUUGGGCAGAAGGUGCGUCUGCUGGUGCCCUACAUGUGGCCCAAAGGCAGCAUGCUGUUACAGGGCCUGGUGGUGCUCUGCCUGUGCCUGCUGGGUCUGGAGAGGGUCAUCAAUGUCUUUGUGCCCAUCUACUACAAGAACAUUGUGAAUGAGCUGACUGAUGGAAGCAGCUGGAAGACCUUGGCCACCACUGUGUGUGUCUAUGUCUUGCUCAAGUUCCUGCAAGGUGGAGGGGCAGGUGCGUCUGGCUUCAUCAGUAACCUGCGCUCCUUCCUGUGGAUCCGCGUGCAGCAGUACACCAACCGGGUGGUGCAGGUGCGUCUGUUCGGCCACUUACACUCACUGUCACUGCGCUGGCACCUGGGCCGACGCACCGGAGACGUCCUGCGUAGCAUCGACCGCGGCACCUCCUCCAUCAACAGCCUGCUCAGCUACAUUGUAUUCAGCAUCUUCCCCACCAUCGCAGAUAUCGUCAUCUCCAUCAUCUACUUCAUCACCUACUUCAACGCCUGGUUCGGACUCAUCAUAUUCGUCUGCAUGUUCCUCUACCUCACCCUUACCAUCAUCAUCACGGAAUGGAGGACCAAGUACAGGCGAGACAUGAACACCCAGGACAACAACACAAAGUCCAAGGCUGUGGACUCCCUGCUCAACUUUGAGACGGUGAAGUACUACAACGCAGAGAAUUACGAGGUGAACCGUUUUGAGGACGCCAUCCUGAAGUAUCAGACCUCAGAGUGGAAGACACAAGCUUCUCUGGCCUUCCUAAACCAGACACAGAACCUGAUCAUCGGUUCAGGUCUACUGGCCGGGUCACUGCUCUGUGCCUACUUUGUCCAGGAGGGCAAGUUUAAGGUUGGAGACUUUGUCCUCUUUGGCACCUACAUCAUCCAGCUCUACACCCCUCUCAACUGGUUUGGAACCUACUACAGAAUGAUCCAGAACUCCUUUAUUGACAUGGAGAGCAUGUUUAAGCUCUUCACAGAGGAAGAGGAGGUGAAGGACAUGGUGAAUGCAGGGAACCUUCUCUAUAAACUGGGAAAAGUGGAGUUUGAGAAUGUGUACUUUAACUACACUGACGGGAAAGAGAUCCUUAAGGACGUAUCAUUCACUGUGCAGCCAGGCCAGACUGUUGCAUUGGUUGGCCAGUCAGGGUGUGGUAAGAGCACCAUCCUUCGCCUGCUCUUCCGUUUUUAUGACGUCCAGGGAGGAUGCAUCCGCAUCGAUGGCCAGGACAUCUCUACGGUGAAGCAGGUGUCUCUGCGUGCCCACAUUGGCGUGGUGCCCCAGGACACGGUCCUCUUCAACGACAACAUCCGCGACAACAUCCGCUACGGACGAAUCUCUGCCAGCGACCACGAAGUGGAGGAGGCGGCUAUCGCCGCAGACAUUCACAAGAAGAUCCAGACGUUCCCAGAAGGAUACGACACCCAGGUGGGAGAGAGGGGUCUGAAGCUGAGCGGGGGGGAGAAGCAGAGGGUGGCUAUCGCCCGGACCAUCCUCAAGGCCCCUCAGAUCAUCCUGCUCGAUGAGGCCACAUCUGCUCUCGACACACAGACGGAGCGCAACAUUCAGGCGUCGCUCACCAAAGUGUGCUCCAAUCGGACCACCAUCGUCGUGGCUCACAGGUUGUCGACCAUCAUCGGUGCCGACCAGAUUCUUAUUCUAAGUGACGGUCAGAUAGCAGAGCGAGGACGGCAUGAUGAGCUGCUGGCUAAGGGAGGGUUGUACUGUGACAUGUGGAUGAAGCAGCAACAUGCCCAGGACUCAGACUCAGCCUCUGACACAGAAGCCAAAGACAGGAAGUCUGAGAAACUACAGCCCCCAUCAGUCACUGCAGGCCACAGGAGCCACUGAGUAUAGAGUGAGAGGUUAAAGGAUAUGUAGACAUUGUGAGGAGAUGGAGGAGGACGAGAGACGCAGUGAGAGUAUUAGAUACCUCAAAAGGCUGUUUUGUGUGCACUUUUUUCAGGUAUCUGUCCAUCGAGGUUCAUUCGGUCAUGAGUGAAGUUUUAAGCAGAUAUUUAUUGGUAAUUUAAUGUUUGAUCAUUCAAUCAAAAUGUUUGUGCCAUGAAUGCCUCGGGCCAGUUGUUUUUAAGUGUAUUCAGGAUCGUGUUCAUUGGGUUAACAGAAAAUUUUUUAAAACGUUUUAAAAUCUAAAAUUAGUGUUUCUUAUUGGACAAGUCCAGGAAGUCCCUCCUUAUUGCAGUCUGUUUUGAUCAGUUUUCUGCGUAAUUAAUCUCACUUGCCCCACCGCAAUUUUUUGAAAUUGAGUCAAAUGCUCGUUAACGUGUCGGAAAAUAUACAAGAACGAGUAGCGCCCUCCCACACACACUCUUUCUGCAAGUUACGGGCAAGUCUAGGGGCCAAAUGUCCCCUCCCCUUCCAAAAUGUGAAAGAUCUGAACACCUGCAAAAUCCUAAUUUAUCCAAAUAAUCAGUGGCAAAAAUCUGUGCACCUCGCUGUUGUCACAUCCCACAGUCUGUUGACAUACACUACGAUACCAGUUCUGUUACAUGCGUCUGUCCACAAGAGAUUAUUGCCUAAUGAACAUGACCAGGACUCAGUAUAAUUUGUCCUUUUUCUGUCUGAAGUCGGUUGACUGCAGCCGUCCAGAGAAGUGGCAACAAGUCCAAAGUAGACUAAUACCUACCCUUAAGCGCAGGUAUAGGCAGUUUGGCACAGUGUCUCACAAAACUUUGAAUUGUUGACUAAUGUUUAGGGGUUGACUAAUGUUUAGGGGUUGACGAAUGUAUUAGUUUUAUUUACAGCAUCUAGAGAUUAUUUUAUUUUUACUAUACCCACUUUAAGCUUAUUUUUUUAGCUAUUAUACAAGCAAUAGACUUACAUUGUACUUUAUAGACUAAUGAA
Oncorhynchus gorbuscha (pink salmon) is the source of this 3794-nucleotide messenger RNA. Its product is annotated as ATP-binding cassette sub-family B member 6-like. Gene Ontology annotation, molecular function: ATP binding; ATP hydrolysis activity; ABC-type heme transporter activity. The record is from RefSeq and is a predicted model, not a curated record. Lineage: Eukaryota; Metazoa; Chordata; Actinopteri; Salmoniformes; Salmonidae. Gene Ontology annotation, biological process: transmembrane transport; heme transport. Gene Ontology annotation, cellular component: membrane. The coding region runs from base 219 to 2780 and encodes 853 amino acids. The transcript is spliced from 20 exons.